Drosophila bipectinata is the source of this 4946-nucleotide messenger RNA. RefSeq names its product TGF-beta receptor type-1 babo (gene babo). Gene Ontology annotation, molecular function: activin receptor activity, type I; activin binding; ATP binding. Gene Ontology annotation, biological process: cellular response to growth factor stimulus; activin receptor signaling pathway; protein phosphorylation. The record is from RefSeq and is a predicted model, not a curated record. NCBI's taxonomy places the organism in Eukaryota, Metazoa, Arthropoda, Insecta, Diptera, Drosophilidae. Gene Ontology annotation, cellular component: activin receptor complex; plasma membrane.
CCGUUGCAGAUUCACACACACAAUCGCGGAUUUUUCACUGCACAAAAUUGUAUAUUUAACAUAAAAUAACAGCAAUUAAUAAAAACAAAUUGCUGCAAAGUGACCUACGUAGUGCCGGCCACUGCGUGGAUUGUAAAACAACUGAAAGCCGCUGUGGUUUCCAACGUAAAUCACGUGAUAAGAUUCCGCCUGAAAACUCGCCCUCGUCUGUGAAGUUCGUGAAAUGUGAGGAAGAGUUUUUCACCUCCAAUUGGGUGGAGCGGAGAUUCUGAAAUAAGCAACAAUAAGCGAAACUCGUCCAGUGCAGUAACAACAAUCAGCAAUGCCCCCGAAAAUUGUGAGAACUCGUGGGCGCGAUUCGUACGCGAUAAAUGCGCAAUUCAGGGCCAAUUAGUGGGUGUCUGGCGAGGUCCUCUGCUUCCUCCACCUCCUGUUGCAGGUUCUGCUCGUUCCCCUGCAUCCUGGCGGGUCUGUCCAUCAGAAGCAAGUGAAUCGCAGACCCAGACUUUGAACUUGCGCCGCACUGUUUUUGUGUUUGUGCGUGUAUGCGUGUGCGUGCGCGAAAAACAAAAGAAAAGCCCCACUACCCGUGGCAAACAAUAACACAACACAGGCCUGCCGUCCGCGACCGAUAAUUGCUGUGAAAGCAAAACAUGUUCGCUGCUCACCGGCUCAUCUUCCUGGGCGCUCUGCUCGGAGCCUCUGUUUGCGCUUCUCCCAUCGAAUUGGUAAUGGACACCAGCUUGAACGCUUCCAGUUCGGAUCCCGGGACUGUGGCUCGGGCCAGCAAAUGGCAGCCGACCAGGGCGCCGCUGGCGAAGGCAGCAAACGGAACAGCUGGCCAGCAGCCUUAUCUCGCCCAAUCGACGUCGCUGGCCACUGAUAACAGAAGUCAUAACAACAACAGCAAUAGUAACAAUAGCGCAGUGCCCAUGUUGCUGCCCCAAGACGGCGAUGGAUCAGACUCUGGAUCUGCUGCGCCUGUAGCAUCUCAGGAGCUGAAGCCCUAUGUAGCGCAGCCAGUUAGCAAAAAGCAAGAAAAGUUGAUCAAAUGCCACUGCGACAUCUGCAAGGAAUCUAACAACAUUUGUGAGACGGACGGCUACUGCUUCACGUCGGUGGAGAAGAGCGAGGACAGGGGCAUCAUCUUCAGCUACAGAUGCCUCAAUAUGUCGCAGAGCUUUCCGCCGGGUCGGUUCAUCUGGUGCAACGCGGGCCCUGGACCCACCGCCCGUCCGGCAGCCCGGCACGGCGGACACGCCUGCUGCAAGGACAGAGACUUUUGCAACCGAUGGCUCCGGCCCGUCAUCAAGAUGGAGGGUGGCCGGCGGUUGAAUUCGUUGGUCGCCGUUGAAGACAUGGUGCCGUCGCGCAGCUUGACCAGCUGGGAGUUGGGGGCCAUCAUCUUGGGCGUGACCCUCUUCAUUUGCCUCACCGGCACCGGCUCGUGGUACUACUUCCAAAGGAGAAAGCGCUUGGCCAGCGGCAGACCCUUUGCCAAGGAGGACUCUGUCUACGAUCCCAUUUUGAAUGGCAACACAACGAUACACGACAUCAUCGAGAUGACCACUUCGGGCUCCGGUUCGGCUGGUCUCCCCUUGUUGGUGCAACGAUCCAUUGCCCGACAGGUGCAACUGUGCCACGUGAUCGGAAAGGGUCGCUUUGGCGAGGUGUGGCGUGGUCGCUGGCGAGGCGAGAACGUGGCCGUCAAGAUCUUCUCCAGCCGCGAGGAGUGCUCUUGGUUCCGCGAGGCCGAGAUUUAUCAGACGGUUAUGCUUCGGCAUGAGAACAUCCUGGGCUUCAUAGCCGCCGACAACAAGGACAAUGGAACUUGGACACAGCUGUGGCUAGUGACAGACUACCACGAGAAUGGAUCGCUGUUCGAUUAUCUGACCACGCAUGCGGUGGACACCAACACCAUGCUGAACAUGUCGCUGAGCAUUGCCACUGGACUGGCCCACCUGCACAUGGAUAUUGUGGGUACUCGCGGCAAGCCAGCCAUUGCUCAUCGGGAUCUCAAGUCCAAGAACAUCCUGGUCAAGUCGAACCUGAGCUGCGCCAUCGGAGAUUUGGGUUUGGCCGUGCGCCAUGUGGAGAAAGAUGACUCGGUGGACAUUCCUUCCACGCAUCGUGUGGGCACCAAGCGCUACAUGGCCCCCGAGGUGCUGGAUGAGACGAUGAACGCCCAGCACUUUGACUCUUAUAAGCGGGCCGAUGUCUACGCCUUCGGUUUGAUCCUCUGGGAGAUUGCGCGGCGCUGCAACAUGGGCAUGAUCUACGACGAGUACCAGUUGCCGUACUAUGAUGCCGUGCAACCGGAUCCCAGCAUCGAAGAAAUGAAGAAGGUUGUUUGCAUUGAAAGAAUCCGCCCCAACAUUCCAAAUCGCUGGCACGCAUCCGACGUGCUCCACAAUAUGGCCAAGGUGAUGAAGGAGUGCUGGUAUCCCAAUCCCGUGGCGCGUUUGACCGCUCUGCGCAUCAAGAAGACGCUAGCGAGCAUAAGUGUCGAGGACAAAGUCAAAAACUGAUUGUGGCUCUAGUUCGACGAGUUCGAGAGGGAGGAGAUUUGAGUACGUACGAUGGUGGCGGCACUUUCGUACGAUGCUCAUAAGCAACCUGUAACCUGGCCCCGCGUUACCUUAAAUGUCCUGGCAGCGCCUGCAAAGCAGUUCGAGCAAACCGUUAAGAUAGAAAUACAAAGGAAAUUGUAAAUAUUAAGCGCUAACUCAUCCUUAAUGAUUUCAAUGCUUGCUUUGUUUCCGCGAGAACGAGCUCGUUAUUAGUUUUGUGUCCAAACCAUCCUCAACUAUUGUACAUAGCCUUCGUUGACAUUUCCGCUGAGAUUUGCUUGUUUCCGGGCAGCGUGAGCAAAGCGGCGCGCCAUAGGAAACUACCGCACUGCCAUUAGAGCUACCGAUUAGGGCAUAGGUAUACCAACAACAAAUAUCUUAUAAAAACAAUCUAUACAUUUUUAUUACUAAUCCUGUUCGCGAGCAAGAGAAUCCAGCACACAAAAACUAUAAAUACAAAACGAAAAAUACAGUGAGACUUUGUCAAGACUGAGCAGCAGUGAAAGCAACUAUACCCAAUAUACAAACACGGAUUCAAUAAGCAGAACCUUUUUAAACUGCAUUGUAAAAGAUAUUUGUACAUCGACAGCGAGGAACCACAUCAUCAGCAUAGAAGAGAAUUAAAUAUUUAGGCAUAAAGCAACACAACGUUGACAAACUCAGGAAAUCGUAAUGUAAAACAAAGUAAAGAAUUAAUGAAUCAAAGUUGGUGCGCCGCCUGCUCACGUGCAGCUUGCCAUGCCCGCGUCGCUAUUGCUGCUGCUGUGCCUCUAAUCUUAAAAUAUGUACCAAACACUUCACACAUGGUUGCACGCCCAUCCAGUUGAUGAGCUUAUGUUUGUUAUUCUAAGCUGCAACUACUUGCCCAUUCCCUCAUCCAUCAUUACAAUUCUCGAUCCUUGCAAUCAACUCCUAUUGGUUGCCCCUUUCACCCAUAGGCAUGCUUAUUAUUUUUGUUAUUCGUUCAUUUCGCAUUAGUUAGUGUUUCGUUUGACUUUUAUUAUUUUUGUUUCUUGUUUUUGUAACCAAAGCUUGUUCUUCCUAUUUUACUGUAGCCGUAAAGCGAAAAGCAAAUUAAAAUACAACUAUAUAAUUAUAAAGUAAUCUAGUAUAUUUAAAUAUGAAUUGUAAACUAUAUUUGCUUCGAUUGUACAUUUUAAGGAACUCGAUGUUUCAUGAACAAACCUAAGCCACUAAAACUAGUGGGUACUCCCAGUUAUAUGUGUUUUAAAGUCAUUAACUAAUUGAAUUUCCAUAUCGAUUGCCAUAAGCUAAUUGAGUCCAUUGUCUUUGUGUUUACAAACCCUCGAUGAGAAUGCAAUAGUAGUUUGUGCAUAAAACAUGUUUCCUUAAACCAUAUACACACGCCAGCUGAGAGAUUAACGUAAACAUUAAUUAACAUUUUAAUCAUUUUGAUGUAAGCUACGAGUAAGCGUUUGUGCGAUCAGUGUGUGCAUGAUUAUGAUGAUAUCAUUUUAGCUACUAUAUAGUACAUAUUGUUACAUUUUCGGCCUGCGAAAUUUCACUUCCUAUUUUAAUUUAGUUUUACCGAAGCUAAUCAUGUCCUGACCGAACUCAAACGAUUUCUUUCGGAAAAAAAAAUCUAAACAAAAUAUUUUAGAUCUAUUAGAUCGUAUAUAUACGUAUAUUUAGUUUUUAAAACUAUUCCUGUAUUUGUAAUAUGUGUAAAUAGUCUGUGCAGUCCGUGCGUGCGAGUCAAACACAAAAAACGAGACAUAAUUCAAUAUACAAUGUUAAUUGAUAAAUGCUUGACUGUGUUGCAAGCUAAGUUUAAGACGAAAAUUGUUUUUAAGACAAAAACCCUUGAACAACCUCCGAUGUGGGGCACUUCCUACACCCCACACCCGUAGCCCUUGAUCCAACCAAACCAAAAACCAUUUACAUUGAACUGAGUUUAAGAUUCAAUUUAAACCGAACACGAAAACAAGAUAAGACUUACACAAUGCGCAAAAUCAUGAAAAAAAUCAAUUAAAUUUACAAAAAUAAAUCCUAUUUUGCUGGCAAAGAAAAACACACUUUUGGUUCGAAAACUUUUAAGAUUUUAAGGACUAAACCGAUGUAUGUACUUUACGCGACUUAUGUUAGGCUCAAGUUAGCGAAGAGUGUCUCAGCCAUUAAGAAUAUGAGCUAAAAGCAUUUCUAUGUGUAUUAAUCGUAAUUGAAUUGGAUCAUGAGAGAUAUAUAGACCGAGAGAUGGAAAGAGAAAGGUUUAGAGAUGAAAGGACGAUUUUCUUGGGUGUAAUGUUAAAAACAAAAGCGUUGAAAGUGUAAACAGAGUCUAACUUUUAGCUUUAAGCUGCGUUUUUACUGGCACUUUAAAUAAAUAAAACCAACAGAAAAUAUUUGUAAAAGAAA